AGCUGACGUCAUUAGUUUGUUAUGAAAUUGUCAGCUGCUUCUGUUGUUAUUUGUUGCAUCGAAAGUUCAUCAAACGCAGAUCCGAAAAAGAAGUGCAGGAGCUAAAAUUUGCGUUACCAUCAAACAAUUUUCGGUCGUAUUUGCUUCGACGUCAUUUCAGUGUUGCAACUGAUGACCUUCACCUUUGGACGGCUGUUCUGAGAUCAUCAUCCUACAAUGGCGGCCGAACAAAAAUCCGAUACUGGGAAGAGUUGGUGGAACCAAUUUUCCAACUUUAUGCGCAAAGAUACAAAAGGAGUGGAAAUCAUAAGCUACUCAAUAGCUGGGGUUUUGUUUAUCGUCGCCUACAGGAAAAUACGUCCAUUCACCAUCUUCGGUAAAUCUUCCGACAUACCGAAUCACUUCAUCCGUGAACAAAUAAAGCAAUUCGGUCGGGUGACUAAAAUUGAACCAUCACAACAGUACGGCCCACUGCUCGUUGUGCAACACCAUCCACCCGCGAAAAUACUGUUUUGGUCAAACAAAACUAUCCCGAUCAAGAUCGAUGGUGUCGACAUUAACGCAAACGGCUACUCCUGGCUUCAGUCCGUGGUAGCCGGUAAGGAAAUAUGUUUCAUGCCAAUGAAAACAACGUCUAGCGAAGUGCACGCCGAAUCCCGCGUUUAUUUGACCGGGCCAAAACAGCACAUCGACAUCGGAGAAGCACUGCUGAGUUUGGGAUUUGCCAAACUAACCGUCACCGUGCCAAAGCCCGUACGAAAUCGAAAAGAUGUGCAUGCCGUUGCACUGUACCAGUACUAUCGAACGCUUGACAAGGCAGAGCGCUACGCGAAGGAUCGCCGGAAUGGACUGUGGCAGUACGCUUUGCCUCCGCGCUCGUGGCCCCUAUCAUUGUGGCCCGUGCUGUGGGACCGUGUCACUAGCGCCAACCGGUUGCCGGCACUCGUUCGAUAACAGAUCACUAGAGUAUCAUUUGGAAAACGGGAACGGCGUGGAAAUGAGUAUGUAGCACUUAAAACUGCUUUAAACAAACCUUCUUUGCGUGCCUUGAACAACAAACAGCAAUAAAAUGUAGUUAUGAAAGGCUUAAAAA
Anopheles stephensi (Asian malaria mosquito) is the source of this 1093-nucleotide messenger RNA. RefSeq lists its product as uncharacterized. NCBI's taxonomy places the organism in Eukaryota, Metazoa, Arthropoda, Insecta, Diptera, Culicidae. The transcript has 3 exons. Bases 217 to 954 code for a protein of 245 amino acids. The record is from RefSeq and is a predicted model, not a curated record.